AAUCGCUUCCCCAUCCCAGCCAUAAACACACGUUCUCCGCUGACAUCCACGUUCCCAAAACCAUGGCGGGGCUCAUCUCCCCCAAACCGCUUUCAUACCUCCAGCAUGCUGGGCAAUUCAAUCCUUACCAGCAACAACAGCAGCAACAGCAACAGCAACAACAGCGCCUAGCAGGGUCCGCGCUGUCCGGAUACUCCGAUACGCCCUCCCUGCACCCACACCAGCACAUCAUAGGUCUUCAAGAAGAAAGCAAGAUAUACAACCUCGUUAUCGACCUUACUGAUCCUGCUGCGCGCGAAGCUGCGCUGUUGGAACUGAGCAAGAAGAGAGAGCAGUAUGAGGAGCUUGCGUUGGUGCUCUGGCAUUCGUUCGGUAUCAUGCCGGCGCUGUUGCAAGAAAUAGUAUCAGUGUAUCCUUUGCUCUCCCCUCCGAAUCUCACGGCGCAUGUAUCGAACCGAGUGUGUAAUGCCUUGGCGUUGUUGCAGUGCGUGGCUUCUCACCCUGAUACGAGACAAUUGUUUUUGAAUGCGCAUAUCCCUUUGUUUUUAUACCCAUUCCUGAACACGACUUCAAAAACCCGGCCGUUUGAAUACCUGAGGCUUACAUCCCUAGGCGUAAUAGGCGCUCUUGUCAAGCAAAACGACAACAACACAGUAAUUCACUUCCUCCUCUCAACCGAAAUAAUACCCCUCUGCCUCCGCAUAAUGGAAACAGGUUCCGAACUCUCCAAAACUGUUGCCAUCUUCAUCGUCCAAAAAAUCCUCCUUGACGAAACGGGCUUAACCUAUAUCUGUCAUACUUAUGAGAGGUUUUAUGCUGUGGGGACGGUGUUGAGCAAUAUGGUGAAUCAGCUGGUUGAGACGCAGGCUGUUAGGUUGUUGAAGCAUGUUGUGAGGUGUUAUUUGAGGUUGAGUGAUAAUAUGAGAGCGAGGGAGGCGCUGCGCGCUUGUCUCCCUGAACCCUUGCGCGAUCAGACGUUUAGCGUACUUCUCAAGGGAGAUAUGGUCACCAAACGAUGUCUGACGACUCUCCUAAACAACCUAAACGAGCAGUGAUGCCCAAUACAAAACGACCCACUCACGAAUGAUAAAAUUCGGACUAGCCCCCUGAUUCAAAUCCUCUAUCCUCUAUCUGCUGCUUUUUUCAAA
Molecule: messenger RNA, 1148 nt
Organism: Suillus paluster
Lineage: Eukaryota; Fungi; Basidiomycota; Agaricomycetes; Boletales; Suillaceae
Product: cell differentiation family, Rcd1-like-domain-containing protein
Exons: 6
Coding region: 63-1055 (330 amino acids)
Biological process (GO): negative regulation of translation; mRNA catabolic process
Cellular component (GO): CCR4-NOT complex; P-body; CCR4-NOT core complex
Source: RefSeq, a predicted model, not a curated record